UGUGCGAGAGCGAACGCUGCCUGAACACACUGCCAUGUCUGAGGACAGGUUCUCCGCUAUGGAUGAAGGCUCUCUCCGCAAGCUGCUGGAGGUUACCCUGGAUCUUGCAGAGCGUCGAGAAAUCCGAACGGCUAUCAGAGAGCUGCGGCGGAAAGAGUUGGAAAGAUGCGAGGAGGCACUGGCUUCUAAGCGCUUCCGAUCAGAGAGAACUAAUGAGCAGGAGGACAAGGAGAAUCAGCCUGGUGCUGAGCAAGAUGAAAAACAACAGAGAGCGCUCCAUGCCCUGGCAGGAAGGAUACAGGACAUCAGUGACAUAGAAGAACUGACAGCACUGCUCAGAGCUUCCAGUGAGUACGAGGAAAGGAAACUCAUCCGGGCUGCGAUCAGGAAAAUCCGAAAUGCCGAAAUUGAAGCUGCAUCUCUGUCAGGCACUCUGGUCAGUUUCAGCAGAGACCGCGAUAAUGGAACUGUACUUUCCAGUGGCAUGGAGAGGAAUCGAGACAGCGUUCCUUCCUUGGUGCAGGAGAAAGGGGAUCUGGAAGAAAGGCAGAGGAUUAAGGCUCAAAUCCAUGAAUUGCGAAGCACUCAGAAUGGUAGAAGCCACACAACAGAAACUCAAGAUGUUACAGAUGUACCCUCAGAUUUACUACUGCAUUUCAGUGAUCCUGCCAAGAAACAGUCAUCAAGUUCCUCCUCUUCUUCAACAUCGUCAGAAGCCGCAAAUGUAUCUGAAGUUAUAGAGCACAGCACAUGCAGUACAGACUCUGAUCCUGAAGCUACAUCACAAAACGGCAGAAACACACAGUUCAAAGAGCUUUCUGUACAGAACAAUGACUUGCAGGACGAAAAACAUUCAAAUAUAUGUGAACAAGAGGGCCCCCUGCAUCUGAAUUCUGUGGUGGAUGAAAAACCUAGAAUAGAACCACUUGACAAAGUUGCUAUUCACACCAGUACUAGGCUGGGAGCUGAUAACAAGCAAACCUUUCCUGGGGAUAAAGCACCAGAGACUUCCAGUGAGCCAGAUGGCAAAGUUCCUCUCUCUCCAUUUCGACGAGCUAACUCUGUGCGAGAUAGAGUGAAGAAAUUUACAGAGGAGCCACCAGGAACGCAGCUUAGUUUGGGUCCUAGAUUUGGCAGCAUGCGUGGUGAGAGAGUCCCAGCUAGAGGUGGACAUGCACAGGUUUCUGCCAACCAACAAAAUGGUCAAAGCAUUCAGAAGGGGAUACAUGAUGAAAAAGCAAACGUUAAACCUGGGCUUCUUCGUACAGUUUCAGGGCCCAGUGGCAACAAAGCAGAUCAGAGUGUUGGAGCUGGACCACAGAGUGCUUGCAAAACACAAACGUUUAAAUUCCCUUCCAUACCUGAACUGAAGAGCACCAGGAGCACGUCCAUAAAAGGAUUCCCUUCUCAUAGCUCUACAGGACUCUACACGUCCUCCGGGGAAGUGAGCAGGAGAUUUCCCCAAAGUCAGAGUUCCUUCAUCCCAAAGCAGAGUGAUGGGAGGAGUCAUGUGGACCAAUUGCACAUCCCCCAAUCUACAACAGAGGGGGGGAAACAAGUUCAAAACAGAGAUGGGACAAUUAAAUCAUCAGAGGAGCAGGGCAGUACUGAGCACUCCACAGCACCUCUCUCCACAUCUGCCACAGAGGCACAGGGUGAAAAGCAGGACGCUGGCAUGAAGACACUCCUCACCAUAGAGAUCAAAGAUGGGCGAAAUCAAACCACAAGUAGCCGCAUUGUGGGCCAGCCGGGAAACCAACGUGCAGAGCUAACCUUGGGGUUGACAGCAUCACCUUUCAGAAUCACCGGCGGGGUCAAUUCAAGUACCACUAGUGUGGGUAGCGCUAGCAGUACGAGCAGUAUUAGCACAAGCAGUGGAGCCAAUGCACACAGCAAAACUAAUAAAAGCAGCGUUUCUCUUGACAGUGGGAUCAGUACAAGCAUUACAAGCAAGGUAGAUUCAGAUGUGACUCCACAGCCUCCUCAACAGGUCGACAUAUUCCUGCCAAGCACUACUGAAAACGUGAAGACCGAAAUAAAGAAAAAGUUGACUGCAGAGGAGCUGAGAGCUAUAGAAGAGGAGGACAUUCUUGAUAAAUUGUUGGAUAAGACCUCUGACUAUGAGGAGAGGCGGAUGAUCAGGACAGCCAUGAGAGAGCUACGGCAGAGAAAGAGAGACCAACGAGAGAAGGAAAGAGAGCAGCGCUUGCAGGAGCUAAAGAACAAGGAGGGAGAGUCGAGGCUUGCAAGAAGCACAGAGAAGCACGGAUCUGCUGUCAGCACCAUCACCAAAACACAAAGACUUGUGCAGUCAAAUGAUGGCAGCAAAACCUCUAGGACGACGACAGUGGAGGCCAGUUACAUGAAGCGAUCAGAGAAUGGGGGCACCAUUCUCCAGACAAAGUCCUCCUUUAGCACCACGUCAAAAAAAGUAGGCAGCAUUUUUGAGCGUGAAGAUGAUGGGCUUUCUAGAGCCAAUAACGUGACUGCUAUGGAGAGACGUCAAGCAGAACGGAAGAAGGAACUAAUGAAAGCCCAAAGCCUCCCCAAAACACCAGCAACACAAUCUCGCAAAGCCAUGAUUGAGAAGCUGGAGAAGGAGAGUGGAAGCCCCUCCAAUCCAUCUUUUGCCAAAGUUGCCACACCACGCUCAUCUGCUUUUGGUGUUCCCAAUGCCAACAGCAUAAAGCAAAUGUUAUUAGAUUGGUGCAAAGCUAAGACCCGUGGCUAUGAGCACGUGAAUAUCCAGAACUUUUCCUCCAGCUGGAGCGAUGGGAUGGCAUUCUGUGCUUUGGUACAUAACUUCUUCCCUGAAGCAUUUGACUACAACCAGCUCGCUCCACAAAAUCGGAGGCAGAAUUUUGACCUGGCAUUUUCAGCUGCAGAGAUGCUGGUGGACUGUGUUCCCUUGGUGGAGGUUGAGGACAUGAUGAUCAUGGGAAAGAGGCCGGAUUCAAAGUGUGUCUUCACCUACGUCCAGUCCUUGUACAACCACCUUCGGCGGCACGAGAUGCGUAUGCGAAAUAAGGAAUUUUAAUAAAUCCUUCUUCCCGUUUUACCCUGACACAGCACUAUCUGACUAGCACUUGCAGUAAUACUGCAUGUCUUCACAUUCUGUAAAUCACAAAAAAACGGACGCUUCCAGGAAUGAAAUUGUAGCAUGAAACAUUUGAACCCUAGAAGUUUACUGACUGUACAUUUUUUCUAUGUUCUCUUUGCUACAUCUAACAUGGUCUCCUGCUUUCAACACGUUGUCCUGGAGGAGAUCUCUGCAAUACAAUGCUGUGCAAUAUGUUUGAAGUCCUGUCGUAGCGCAACGGUCAGGUUAACUAGUGCUGUGCCAGAGGAUCCUGUUAUUGCCUCAAAUGCCUUCCCCCUCCCUACCACAAAAUUAAUAUAUUUAGAUAUUAUAAUUAUAAAUUGCAUCAGGUAAAUCCUGGCCCUUUAAAAUUUCACAGCCACAAGCUUUACAAAGGACAGCGACAAAGAUCUCAAGUUCUGGGUUUUCUUUAGGUUCCACUUCCAACAAACACAUCAAUGCUUCAGUUUCUUCAACAAAGCUGUGUUGCUUUUUGCAAAGUAUUUUAAUGGACCAUCUAAGCAAAUAUAGUGUGGGUUUAUUAUCAUUGCAAUGUAUGUAUAACCGCGCCCAUCACAUUUUAUUAGUAUUUUUUGUGCACAGUUGCAAGUUGCAGUGUGACGUUUUUAGUUGUAAAAUUAUCAAACUAAUGCUCAGAGGAACACAGCUUGCUUAUCCUGCAAACCGUAAUAAAUUGCACAUCCAUAGGACCCAUUAAGUGGGAAAACAUCUAGUUUGUGUUAAUACAGGUUUUAAAAUGUGUUCGGGCAUAUUUUAACACUAAUGGACAAAAAAAAAUGAUUGUGUGUUUAUUGCACUUUUAAAAAUACAAUUUACUCCUUUCUUACAAUUGUAUUGUCAUUUGGGUUUCUGUUAUUCCUCUAUAACAGAGGGCAUCAGAACUGAGACACUUUGCAAAUAAUAUAGUACAAUUUGUACUCUUCUAUAAACCGGUCUAGGAAUUUUGACAUCAUGGUAUAUAAUAGGAAAAAAAAACGUUUUGCUAAUACUGGCCGUGAUAAUAGCUGAUCAAUAGCUGCUGUUACACAAAUCAUUACAUACAAGGAGAUGGCUUUACGUAAGUUCUGAUGGCACUACCAUAUUACCUUAAGUGGCUGAAGUAUAGAGCAGAUGUAUGGUUUAUGUUCAUGGGUUGCAUAAGCACACUUUAUAAAAAUUGUUAGACCAUAUGUAUAAGAGGGAAUCUCAAUCUCUCACCACAAAAAAAUGUUGGCGCAGUUCCUAGAACAGAAUAAACGUCUUUGUAUGUUGUAAUAGCAAAAUUGCUCCCAAAUGCAUAGACCAUAGAUUGAAUGGGUUUUAAUUCACCUCUAACAUGCUCCAUGUUGACAAGACACGCAACGCAUGGAAUCAAAGGUAUGUGUAAGAUUAAAUUCAAAAGUAAGUACAUAACAAAUGAGUGCUUGCAUGUACUUUCUUUUUUUCUUUCUUUUUUUUUAUAUCUUUCAUUAUAGAAAAAGUGAAAGGAUCACAACGAAUCAAAGAUGGACAAAACUUAAAAUUUCCAUUUAUUUUAUUGAAUGAAAAUCUUUGUAACAUAUGUAGGUAGGGCUGAUUUAUUUAACCCUAUUGGUAUUCAUGAGUGAGAGUUGGAAUAUUGCUAAUCAUAUACAACACUGUAAUAAGAACUUCUACUAAAUCAUUGGGUUUUUAUUAAUGGUGUACCGUUGUGCCAAACAGUGUGUGAAUGUAGACCAUGCAUAACUUGUACUUGCAUCAAACAAAUCGAUCCAGAGGAAGUGUUGUUGGUCAUAUAGGAAUGUUAGAUAUAAUGGUGAAUAAUUUAUUGUAUACUAAAUACAUUCAAAUCUUGCAAAGUAGAUGCAACCAAUACAUUUUUAAAUAUUGUUUAAAGAAGACCAUUCUCUCCAAUAUGUUACAAAUGGGCUGCUAACGUUUGAAUCCGGAUUUUCAUGUUUUUUAAUUCACUUUUCAUUUAAUCCUAAGGAUGCCAAAUGUGUAGUGAGGAGUGCUCAAUGAUGGAGUAAAUGAUUUCAAACACAGUGCAAAACAUUUUUUUCUAUUCCAAAUGUUCAAGGUUGCAGCUCCAGAGCCAAUUGAAAGUCUAUACAAUAAGCACAAUUUGACCAUAAAAGCUACAUUCUAGGCACUAUAACCAUUUCAUAUUAAAGUGGUUAUAGUGCCUUUAGCCCCUGGCAUCACCCCUGCAUUCAAUUUUAAACCAUUUUAGAAUUUAGAAUCUCUGGCAGCCCUCCACCUGGCCUCCUCUGGGCUAAGGCAGAGUUUACACUCUUCCCUAGUCAUACUAAUCCGAUCAGGAGCAAUCAGCUGACACUCCGCUAAUCACACAGUUCAU
Messenger RNA from Pelobates fuscus (common spadefoot toad), 5417 nucleotides. It is a transcript of the gene SMTN, whose product is annotated as smoothelin. Gene Ontology annotation, molecular function: protein binding. Lineage: Eukaryota; Metazoa; Chordata; Amphibia; Anura; Pelobatidae. Bases 35 to 3037 code for a protein of 1000 amino acids. The record is from RefSeq and is a predicted model, not a curated record. Gene Ontology annotation, cellular component: filamentous actin; microtubule organizing center. The transcript has 19 exons. Gene Ontology annotation, biological process: actin cytoskeleton organization.